UCUCUUUAGUUCAAUUUAUGGCAAAUUUUUCCAUUCCCGAGGAAUGCAUAGAGCCAACAGAGAACAACCCCAACUGUGCUUUAGGGCCAGCCUGGGAAUCAGUGACAAAACAAGUAGCAAAGAUACCAGCCAAGCAACAAUUGAAAGCAGAAAUGUCUUCUCCAGUUCUUCAUCAUGGUUCAUCCUUCCAGGAACUCUUCACCAGAGCUAGAUCCAAAAGUGACACCAUGUCGUUUGUUCAAGUCAGAUUGCUCAGAGUUAGAGUUACUGGGUCAGUUGAUGGUUUGGACAAAACUUCGGUCGCAAACUGUGAUGCUCCAAACACAGGCAACCAAUCACCUCCUCUGAAGAGAAAAGGAAGGCUUUCAUCCAUAGGCAAAAUUUUCAAGCCAUGGAAAUGGAGAAAGAAGAAGGCUAGUGAAAAAUUUUGUGAGACCUCAGCAGUAUUAGAACGCAAGAUAUCCAUGAGACAGAGCCGUGAAGAGCUUAUAAGAAGAGGAGUUCUCAAGGAAAUUCCAGACCAUGAUUGUGAUGGUUCAUUAAAUAUGGGAAACUCAAAUGGUCAUACUGUGCCAAUCAGUGAGGAGACACCAAAUGAACAGAAACCCAUAACUGGAAAUGGAGCGAUAGCAUCAAAAGCAACUACGGUAGAAGAGAAGAAAGAUGAUAAGAAAGAAAGAGGUCGUGUGUGUCCAGAAUUGCCACCACCUCCUGCUCCACCAACUCCCAAACAAAAAAAAAAUAUUGUCCCUCACAAAAAUGUAGCCACUGCAGGCACCCAUAAGAAAGGUGAGGCAACUACAAAACAGACUGCAGGUGGCACUAGUAAGCAGCCACCAGCCACUCUUCCAAAGUUGACAAACCGAGCAGCCUCCCGCAGCAUUGAGAACACAGAGAAGACCAUUGGAGCACCCGAGACCAAACCAAAAAGAACAGCCACACCUUCAAAAAGUUCUGCUGCUGCUUCUGCUGGGCAAAGCCAUAAGAAAGAUGAGUCUGCCAACAAAAAAUCAGCCAAAAGCAUUUCUAAACAGCUGUCUGCUCCUACAUUAAAAACUACAAAUAGAGGUGCCACGCAGGAGAGUGCUGCUUCUUCUAACAAGAAACCUGCUGCAACUAAGACAGCUUCAUCCACGCUGGCAUCAUCCCGCUCCAGAACUUCCAGUAAAACAGGCACAUUGAGCACUCCACGCGCCAAAAAAUUGCCCAGCAAAACUUUAUCUGGAUCCGUAGAUGGCACGUGUCAACCAGUGUUAUCUCAUUCUACUAGCAGUUCAGGCCAAAAGAAAGUGGACAGGACAGAGCAAGUAAAACGUCAUUUGGACUCUGAGAACUCAGAGACAAGCCUCAAAGAUCAUUCUGUCACUGAACUGCAGCCCAGCCCCAAGUCCACUUCCCCUGUUAUAAACCAUCAAAUGAAACCAAAAUGUAACACAGCAGUUCCAACCCUGGAGGUGAACCAGUCCGAUCACACUGCUGGUGACCGUGAGGAUACACAGACCCAAGAAAAUGACAACAGUGUAACAGAUGAGGGGGCAACAUGUGUUACUGAAGAAAAUGUACCUAGUGAAAUACCUGUGGAAAGCCAAGAAGACCUAUCAAGUCUGAGAAGUCAAGAGACGACAGAUGAACCUUCAGAUAUUUCAGUAAAUCCUGACGGGGAAAGUGAAGGCAAAGAAAGCCAGACCAGUGACUCUGACUCAGAUGGGCCCAUCCUUUACACUGAUGAUGAUGACGAUGAUGAUGACAGUACAGAAAGUACCUUAGCAAGUAAAAUCCGUAGGAGAGAUACACUUGCCAUAAAACUUGGCAACAGACCAACUAAAAAGGAUUUAGAGGACAAGAACAUUCUACCACGUAGUUCUGAAGAAGAACGCCAAGAGCUCUGGCAGCAGAUUGGAACAAAAUUAGUAAGGAGAUUAAGUCAAAGGCCAACGAGUGAAGAACUGGAACAAAGGAACAUCUUAAAGCAAAAGAAUGAAGAAGAGGAACAGGAAGCAAGAAGAGAACUGAAGCGAAGACUGACUCGGAAGCUCAGCCUGAGGCCUUCAGUGGCUGAACUGCAGGCCAGACGUAUCUUGUGUUUCAACGAAUAUGUAGAGGUUACUGACUCUCUGGACUAUGACCGCCGCGCCGAUAAACCCUGGGCAAGGUUAACUCCUGCGGACAAGGCUGCUAUACGGAAAGAACUAAAUGAGUUUAAGAGUACAGAAAUGGAGGUCCAUGAAGAAAGUCGCCAGUUUACAAGAUUUCACCGUCCAUAGGAGGAGAAUGAAGAAUGUAUAAGAAUCCAGGCCACACUGGAGAAAUGUAUCUUCCUUGAGUGCUCUGAAUUUCCUCAGUUUGUGCCCAUUUUUGAAGUCUUAGUAUAUGAGAACCAGACGUGGCUACACUGAAAACGCACCAGUCUUUGCUUUUAUGCUCUCAUUUUUCCAGUUAAUAUUCCUCUUGGACUUUAAUUUGGUUUUCAAUAUGUGGCCAGACAAUCAAGUAUUAUAAAUUAUUUUAAAGGAAAAGAACAAUGCCUUAAACUCACACAGCAGCGAUGGGCUAUUUGACAAAUCGCCAUGUUGACUUGAGCUAUUCCUUUGUUGCCGUAUGAGAAUUGCCUACUUCCUGCAAACUUCCCAGCGCCAAAACUAAAGCUGCUUUACCCCAUGAUGGUUACUUAACAUGUAUGUCGAAUAAUAAGCCGUGGAUGACAACUACUGGCUGACAUUUUUCUCAGAGAAUAUUUUAAAACUCUGAUUCUCCUAUCGGAGGGAACAUUCAUCUAUGAAUCCAUCUUGGAUAGCUGUAUCAAUUAGUUUCUUGAUAAAACAGGUUUUCUUUGCAGGGUUGUGUCUUUACUAUUGAAACAGGAAAUGAAGGUUACAAGAGCCAACCCACAUUCCUUUGUGACUGCACUGAAGAAAUGGGAUUUUUUCCAACCCAGCAAGAUGUCUUGAAUAGCAGGUGAAGGAUAUGACACUAUGUCUAAACGUGAAAUUUGACUAAUACGACAAUCCAGCCACUGACGCUGAACACUAACUAGAUGGGUAGAUCAGAAGGCAGACACAUAUUUGCUGGA
Messenger RNA from Bufo bufo (common toad), 3070 nucleotides. RefSeq names its product phosphatase and actin regulator 2 (gene PHACTR2). The coding region runs from base 18 to 2264 and encodes 748 amino acids. NCBI's taxonomy places the organism in Eukaryota, Metazoa, Chordata, Amphibia, Anura, Bufonidae. Gene Ontology annotation, biological process: actin cytoskeleton organization. The transcript is spliced from 14 exons. The record is from RefSeq and is a predicted model, not a curated record. Gene Ontology annotation, molecular function: actin binding.